UGCUGAUGACAGGACACGAGGACUGAUCACCUUUGACCGACAGCUGUCAGAGCGACACAUACACAGGGCACAAACGCCCCGUCAAACAGUGACGCACCAGAUAGGCCUUCAGUCUGACCUGCAAGGAGCCUCAGCUGGAUCCCCCGCCUAAAGCUGAACAAUAUCUGCUAUCGCCUGCAAAGAUGCUGCUCCUACUACUGGGAAUCAUCCUCCUGCACCUCGCUGCUCUGGUUCUCCUGUUCGUUUCUACGAUUGUCAGCGUGUGGACGUCAACUGAAACUGGCACCUCAGACCUCUGGUUAAACUGCUCAACUGUCAAUGGAGGAUCCCACUGUGACCCUGCAAACACUGGAGAGUGGAUUCAGGCAGUCCAGGCUCUCAUGAUCCUAUCCAUCAUCUUCAGCUGCCUGUCCCUGUUCCUCUUCUUCUGCCAGCUCUUCACCUUGCAGAAGGGCGGACGCUUCUUCCUCACUGGAACCUUCCAGAUCCUUGCCAGUUUGUUCGUGAUGAGCGGAGCCAUCAUCUACACGGUGAUGAGUCCGGACUGGGUGGAUGAUAGAUACUCCUUUGGCUACUCCUACAUCCUGGCGUGGGUGGCCUUCCCUUUGGCGCUGAUCAGCGGACUCAUCUAUGUCAUCUUGAGGAAGCGAGAAUGAGCCGUCACUCCAUCCCAGUGUUCCCAGUAACCCCCUGCCCAGCUGCGAGUGUCAUCAGCCCCCCUCAGAAGUAUAAGUUUUGACGUACCAACGGCCCCUGGAGCCACCAGGCCAAUCAGAUCACAGUGAAGGGGGGGUAAUACCAAAAAAUCAACAAGCAAACCAACACAAAAACAACCAAUACUGUCUCAGUUAAAAGAUGUAUAUAGUAUCUAUGGUUUAAAACCUAUUUAUAACACUUUUUACAUAUAUGUACAUAGUUGUUGUGUUGCUCUGUCAAUGGAUGAGCUUUGUUUUAGCUGAUUAAGUGCCUCAGUGUUUGUUUGUAAUGAUGAAAUAAUUAGAUUUUGUUGUGUUUCUUUCUUUUUUUUGUUUUGCCAAAGAAUUAGCAAAAAAGAAAAAAAGUUUCUUCAAGUAUAUUAACCAAAGUGCAUGUAUAGAAAUAGAAGGAGCAGAAGUUUCGUUUUUUUUUUUUUUUUGGAUGGGCUUGCUUUAUAAAAAGAGUGGUAACAUCCAUGGACGUAGCAUAGCCAAGAAAUAUAGAUUUGGUCCUUUUUUCUAUUUUGUGAAUUUUCAGUGUUUUUUUUCUAUUUCUUAUUUUCAACAAAAGAUGGUGCUAUGUAUUUAUCAUUCCUAUUACUGAUAGCAAUCUUUACAACACUUUGUUAUUGUUUAGAGUCAAACAGCCAUUAAUUAAAGUGAGAAUCAGACAGAGGUACACCUGUACAUAACAGUGCCUGACUGCUUCUUUAGGGAACACAGUCUAUUUCACAUUGCAGUCUGAUUUUCUUUUUUUCUUUUUCUUCAUCAGCUACUGUAACAGAAGUUUGGGGUGGUGCACUGAUGAAAUCAAAAGUGGAAUGUCAGUAUUAUUCUGCAAGUUCGUAAAGAGUCGGAUUACAGUGAAAUUACUUCAUAUAUAAGCUUUAUUUCGCUCUAAUUGCCUUAAUUGUCCUUUAUUCUGAUGUCCGUGUUCAAGCCAAAUUGCCUAUUUAGUAGAAUAAUGAAAAUAACACUGUGGGGCAUUAUAGCCUACGAAAAAAACAUUUAACAUUACUAGAGAGAAAAAUGCCACUGAGUUGAAGCCAUAUAAGAAGAGGAUAGGAAAAACAUAUUAACUCUUUAUGUGAGAAAAAAAGGACAGAGAAGUUUGCAGUGAUGAUACAAAUGUCUGUUUCACAUACUUGAAGUUUGACAUGCUGCAGUCUCUGCCCACUACAAGUUCUACUGUAUAAAAAAAAAAAGCUGUUUAUGUGUUGCGCAUAACAGAUGGUGAUGACAAUCUAGCCUAAAAUAAAAACUACUCUCACAUUAUCUAAUACUGUGUAUUCCACUGUUACAAGGGACUGGAUUCACGCUAACACUUGCAUGCAGAGGUUCAUUUUCUAGGGUUGUUAUCCUGUCUGCCUGUAAACUCUCAAAUCUCUGGGCUAAAAAAACUGCCAGUAAAUGCGAAAAGACAUUAAAAUGGAAGCAAAUUUAGCGUGGUGUGUGAUGCAUAUGCUUUGAGGUGAAUCAAAGAUGCCCGAAACUGAAAUGCAGCCUGUAAAUUCCUGCGUACAGUCGAGCUGAGCAACCUUACAGUAUGCCACCACUCUCUGCUAGAUCAAAUAAGCUGCCUUGUGCAUGCAGUUGCAAAUGCUACACACACCGGGGCAAAGGCAGUUAUUCAAAACACGCAGCUCGUGUUUCAGCGUCAACGGUGCCUCUCAUAGCAUGAGAAAUAAGAGGACUUGGAUGUGCUUGCGAACACUGUAAGCAAGGGUCUGUCCUCCACUUGACAUCUCCUGUAGCUUUCCAAAACAGAGUGGUAGAUUAAAGUAUUUAAUUCAGAGCUUACACUAGCUAGUCUGCUGUGUUUUUUUUCUUUUCAGCAUGAUGCUCAUCAUUGGGUUCAGUUAGAAGAGAUGACCUCUAAUGACAACUGCCCUGCUAUUUUGUGUAAAGCGACGAUUGUCUUUGCCAUGUUUACACCUAAACUUCCAAAAUGCUCUUGAUAAUACCAAAGCUACUUUGAGUUUAAUCAUCAUUAAAGGAUGUUUCUUACCACCA
Molecule: messenger RNA, 2708 nt
Organism: Plectropomus leopardus (leopard coralgrouper)
Lineage: Eukaryota; Metazoa; Chordata; Actinopteri; Perciformes; Serranidae
Gene: pmp22b
Product: peripheral myelin protein 22b
Cellular component (GO): plasma membrane
Source: RefSeq, a predicted model, not a curated record